Messenger RNA from Necator americanus (New World hookworm), 507 nucleotides. RefSeq lists its product as uncharacterized. The transcript has a single exon. The record is from RefSeq and is a predicted model, not a curated record. The coding region runs from base 1 to 507 and encodes 168 amino acids. Lineage: Eukaryota; Metazoa; Nematoda; Chromadorea; Rhabditida; Ancylostomatidae.
AUGAACAAAAUCGAUGACUGGGGAUCUUUGGAGGCCGAGGGAAAAAUAUUCAUAAUGAUGAAGCCUCAACACGACGCUACCUUCUCACGCAUGAACAAAAUCGAUGGCUGGGGAUCUUUGGAGGCCGAGGGAAAAAUAUUCAUAAUGAUGAAGCCUCAACACGACGCUACCUUCUCACGCAUGAACAAAAUCGAUGGCUGGGGAUCUUUGGAGGCCGAGGGAAAAAUAUUAAUAAUGAUGAAGCCUGAACACGACGCUACCUUCUCACGCGUGACCAAAAUCGAUGACUGGGGAUCUUUGGAGGCCGAGGGAAAAAUAUUUAUUAUGACGAAGCCUCAACACGACGCUACCUUCUCACGCGUGAACAAAAUCGAUGACUGGGGAUCUUUGGAGGCCGAGGGAAAAAUAUUCAUAAUGAUGAAGCCUCAACACGACGCUUCCUUCUCACGCAUGCCAACAAAAUCGAUGGCUGGGGAUCUUUGGAGGCCGAGGGAAAAAUAUUCAUAA